UAUACAGUAUACAGAUCGUAAAUAAAAAAUUAAAAAAUGUAUAAAAUAUAACACUACCCUACACAAAACUGUAUUAAAAACAAUUAAAUUCAAUAGUCACGAAGAAAGUGAAUAAAUGGCGUUUAUGAGUGGCCUCUGGAAUUCAAUCGUUGGUGGCAACGAGAAAGAAAUUAAUUGGAACGAAUUCUCUACAUUGUAUUUAGACAAUCGUCUAAAAUAUUUCUCUGUGUCUGAAAUUGAUAAAGAGGCAUCGCCUAUAGUUUACGCUGAAGCUCAUAAAAUAACCUUCAAUAAAACCGGCUUAGGUCUUAGUUACACGCCAUUGAACUUCGUCACUAUAUUCCACAUCGAUACUAGAAAAGCGGAGAUCAGAAUGCCGAGCGGGCACGUGGAUCAGCCUGUGAUAGAGGACAACCGAGAUGGAACUGUCAGCAUCAAGUACGACCCCCGCGAGGAGGGUGUACACGAGCUCUACGUCAAAUAUAACGGAGAACAUGUACAAGGUUCUCCUUACAAGUUCCACGUGGACUCCAUCCCGUCGGGCUACGUGACGGCGUACGGGCCGGGUCUAGUGAGCGGCGUCAGUGGUGAACCUAGCCUGUUCACCAUCAGCACCAAGGGAGCUGGCUCCGGAGGGCUGUCUAUGGCAGUGGAGGGACCUAGCAAAGCUGAGAUAACCUGCCAUGACAACAAGGACGGUACGGUGGCGGUGUCGUACCUGCCCACCGCGCCCGGCGAGUACAAGGUCUCUGUGAGGUUCGGUGACAAGCAUAUCAAAGGAUCGCCCUUCACUGCUAAGGUGACGGGCGAGGGCCGCAAGAGGAACCAGAUCUCCGUAGGCAGCUGCAGCGAGGUGACGCUGCCCGGCAAGAUCAGCGACAACGACAUCCGCAGCCUCAACGCUUCUAUACAGGCGCCGUCAGGUCUGGAGGAGCCUUGUUUCCUGAAGCGGCUGCCGUCGGGCAACAUCGGCAUCAGCUUCACUCCGCGCGAGGCCGGCCAGCACGUGGUGUCAGUGAAGAAGCUGGGCGUGCACAUACAGAACUCGCCCUUCAACAUCACCGUGCUGGACCAGGAAGUCGGUGAUGCUAAGAAAGUCAAGGUGUCGGGCACAGCGCUGAAGGAGGGCAAGACGCACAGCGAGAACACGUUCAGCGUCGACACGAGGAACGCCGGCUACGGAGGACUCUCGCUCUCCAUUGAAGGUCCCAGCAAGGCGGAGAUCCAGUGCGCGGACAGCAAGGACGGCGUGCUCGCCAUCAGCUACAAGCCCACGGAGCCCGGCUACUACAUCGUCAACCUCAAGUUCGCUGACCACCAUGUUGAGGGCUCUCCUUUCACUGUUAAGGUGGGCGGAGAGGGCAGCAACAGACAGCGCGAGAAGAUCCAGCGCCAGCGAGACCCCGCGCCGCUCACAGAGGUCGGCACUAACUGCAAACUCACAUUCAAAAUGCCCGGUAUAACGUCGUUCGACCUAGCGGCGACGGUGACGAGCCCGGGCGGGGUGUCGGAGGACGCGGAGAUCCAGGAGGUGGAGGACGGCCUGUACUCCGUACACUUCGUGCCCAAGGAACUGGGUGUCCACACUGUCUCCGUCAAGUACAGGGAAAUACAUAUUCCUGGAUCUCCGUUCCAGUUCACGGUGGGCCCGCUGCGCGACUCGGGCGCGCACCUGGUGAAGGCGGGCGGCGCGGGGCUGGAGCGCGGCGAGGCGGGCCGCCUCAACGAGUUCAACGUGUGGACGCGCGAGGCCGGCGCGGGCCAGCUCGCCAUCUCGCUGGAGGGGCCCAGCAAGGCCGACAUCGACUUCAAAGACAGGAAGGAUGGCUCCUGCGAUGUCUCCUACAAGGUCGACGAACCUGGUGAAUACCGCAUUGGUUUGAAGUUCAACGAGCAGCAUAUCCCGGAUUCUCCGUUCAAGGUGUACAUCUCUCCUGCUGUGGGCGAUGCGCAUCUUCUAGAAGUCGCUCAGUUCCCGGACUCCGCGCAAGUCGACAAGCCAACUCAAUUCUAUAUCAGACUGAACGGUGCUAAAGGCAGUCUUGAUGGCAGGGUGAUCUCCCCAUCCGGAAAGACGGAUGACUGCUUCAUUCAGAACAUCGACGGCGACCAGUACUCCAUCAGGUUCAUGCCGCGGGAGAAUGGUGUGCAUAACAUCAACGUCAAGUUCAACGGUGUACAUAUCCCCGCCUCACCGCUCAGGAUCAAGGUCGGAAAGGACGAUGCGGACCCCGCAGCAGUGCAUGCACAUGGUCCCGGUCUAGGAGCUGUUAAAACUGGAGCGAAGACGGACCUGAUCAUCGACACGUGCAAUGCGGGCGCGGGCAUCCUCGCCGUCACCAUGGACGGGCCUUCGCGCGUCGCCAUGGACUGCACUGAUGUUGAAGAAGGAUACAAGGUGCGCUACACGCCCUUGUCUCCCGGCUUCUACUACAUGAGCAUCAAGUACAAUGGCCACCACAUCGUCGGCUCGCCCUUCAAGGUUGAAGCCACUGGUGAGAACUUAGCGGAGAUCGGUGCCCAGGAGACGUCGUCAGUGACAGUGGAGACAGUGCAGAAGGUGUCGAAGGCGGCGCAGAAGCAGGGGCCGGUGUUGCCGCACUUCAAGUCCGACGCCACCAAAGUGACCAGCAAGGGCAUGGGCCUCAAGAAAGCGUACCUCAACAAACACAAUCAGUUCACCGUACACGCCGGAGAUGCUGGUAAUAACAUCCUGUAUGUGGGUAUCUACGGGCCCAAGGGUCCGUGCGACGAGGUCCAGCUGAAGCACAAGGGCAAGAACAACUACGAGUGCUGGUACGUGGUGCGCGACCGGGGGGAGUACAUCGUCAUCGUCAAGUGGGGGGAGGAGCACAUCCCCGGCUCCCCCUACAAGGUCGAAGUCUAAAACUAAAAAACGGACGGCAUGGGUGCUAGAAAGAUAUUUUUCAAUUCAACAUUUUUUGAGAUUUUUUGGUUUUUGAUUUUUUUUUUUUGGAAAUCAAGUGAUCUAGGUAAAAAUUUAGGUUUUCUCCAAAAAUAAAAAUAAAAAACCUUUUUUCCCUAUCACUAAAUGAAUUUUUACUGCACGCAUGCUGUCUAUUUAUCAAAAAAGAAGUAUUUUUCAGUGUCUUACAUAUAUAAAUUGUGUUGUCGUUUUUUUCUGUAUUUUGAUAUAAUAAAUUGUAAUCAAUAUUAUAAUUUAAGCAUGCUGUCAACUUAAGUACAUUAUAGUUUGUCAAAUGUAAGUUAAAUAUAAGUAUACUUAUCGAAAUUUAAUAGAUUUAAAAAAGUCGCGGUUUCUAUGUAUUUUUUUCUAAUUUUUCCACUGUCGACACACCCUUAGAAAAUAUUGUUGUCCCUUUUUUCUCACAGGAUAAGAGAGAUAACAGUAUGUUAGUGCCGAGUAUAAAAUGAUUGUAAAAGUGGGGUAAUACUGGGAAAGGAAACUGUACUAACGUAGAUAAAUCACGGGAAUAUUGUGCGGUGCUUAUGGUUUUGUUCGGUUCUAGUAUGUUUCUAGUCAUGUUUUAAGAAAACGUAGCAUCGUAAACGUAUAAAAUAAUAAAAAAAAUCUUACUAUUUUUUUUUUCAAAAAUCAAUCUAAAAGUCUAAAUUGUCAUGACGCGAAAGUACUUGGAAGUCAUGUAAUAAUAUUUUUAUAAAAAUUUUUUAUUAUUAUUUGAACAACUUUAAAAAAUAACUUAUAAAAUUACUUUUUUAAUAACAUCGGAAUUGAUCUCUCGAUACCGAAUAUUUUUUUAAUUUAAUCUUUUGUGAUUUGUGCUUCUUUGUUUUUUUUUUGUUUCUUUAUGUGUCUUUUGUCUUCUUUCAGUGUUGUGACGUCUUUAGUAUAUAGUUUUAACAUUUUUGCAUAUUUAUCAAAUUUUAUAUGAUUCUCGUUUAGUAUUUAGGGCGACUAAAUGACAAUACAUAUAAAUUUUAACUGAAAAUUAUUAUUCCCCAUUAUUUUUAAGCAAAAAGAUACAUCCUGUACUUCUAGGAAUGUCCAAAUUCUAUUUAUUUUAUUAUCAUUUCUUUGACGAUUUUUUAUGAAAAAAACCGUUUUGUAAGAAAAUACGAAUUAGAUCAUUUCUUGAAUCGAGGCUUGACAAUUGUUACAUUUUUUAAUUUUCAUUCAUUAAUAUUUUAUUAACUCACUGUGAAAAAUCUAAUAUUUGUCUAUAGCCAUACUUUACAGGGUGUAUCUUUUUCAUAUUUUGUUAAGAGUAAAAUUAAAUUUGCUUUCUAAUUUUUGGAUGGUUUGUAUGGUUUUCCUGCGUAGGUAAAACGACCCCGUAUUAUUUGUAAAUACCUAUUUUAAGUAUUUAUUAUAUU
This is a messenger RNA of Papilio polytes (common Mormon), 4317 nucleotides long. RefSeq names its product filamin-A (gene cher). Gene Ontology annotation, biological process: actin cytoskeleton organization. Gene Ontology annotation, molecular function: actin filament binding. The transcript is spliced from 18 exons. NCBI's taxonomy places the organism in Eukaryota, Metazoa, Arthropoda, Insecta, Lepidoptera, Papilionidae. The record is from RefSeq and is a predicted model, not a curated record. The coding region runs from base 116 to 2887 and encodes 923 amino acids.